This is a messenger RNA of Lampris incognitus (smalleye Pacific opah), 3162 nucleotides long. It is a transcript of the gene tmem45a, whose product is annotated as transmembrane protein 45a. The coding region runs from base 437 to 1270 and encodes 277 amino acids. The record is from RefSeq and is a predicted model, not a curated record. The transcript is spliced from 6 exons. NCBI's taxonomy places the organism in Eukaryota, Metazoa, Chordata, Actinopteri, Lampriformes, Lampridae.
UGGGAGUGACAAGGCAGUACACUAAUCAGCGAGAGGAAUCACGACGCCUUAAUAAAACAGCCAUCCAAUGGGACACUUCCUGAGGAUGUCAUCUAUAAAACGUAAGUUUACAGUCGGAAAAAUGAAAAAAAAAAAAGAUUGUGGAAAGGUUCAGGUUAGGAUGAUGAACUGGAAAUGCUCACAGUUUGUCGGGGGAACAGCUGAUGUCUGAAUUUAUGCUUCGCUCAAGACCCGAGCGAAAUCUCCGCUUCUCGCUUCUGGAAGAAAAAAAAAGAUUUUGGUUUCUCAGCAGCGCUGGCUAGAUGAUUUGAUCUAGGUGGAACACACUUCUUUGGAACUUUUCGUUUCCAGAAACAAACCUUUUUGGACAGCUAAAUUAAGGCAUGGGUUGCUCAUAGAUGUAUUCCCUUUCAUGGUCAAGGUGUUGUAGGGAAUCAUGGGGAGCUUCAAGGGCCAUGCACUUCCCGGAAGCUUCUUCCUCAUAGUUGGGCUCUGGUGGACGGGGAAGUACUCGCUGUGGUAUGCCACACGCAGGAACAAGAAUCUGGGUUCCACUCGUCUGGCCAGCAGGGCAUCACAGCGACGUCUGGAGAUAGUUGAAAGCUCAGUCACGCUGUUUUUUUCAGUGAUUGGAAUGCUGGCGGAGCAGUUUUUCGCAGAUGGACCCAGGCUGCAGUUGUAUGACUUUGCAGAACAAAACUGGAAGCAUCUGAUGAACUGGCAGCAUGCCACCAUGUACCUGUUCUUUGGUCUAGCUGGGACUGUGUCUCUGAUAAUCCACACUACAGAGGCUGCCCCACUUGCUCUGGAUAGGUUAAUGCUGGCUAUUGCUUUCUUUAAUGAAGGAUUUCUUUUCCUCUACCACCUCCAUGGAAGGGCUAUGCUGGACGUACAUGUGCAUCAGCUCCUUCUCUUUGCCAUCUUUGCGCAGGCUCUCACGGCCUUCCUGGAGGUCUUUCACAGAGGCAACAUCCUCCUGGAGCUGCUGCGAUCCACACUCACUCUGCUACAGGGCAGCUGGUUCUGGCAGAUUGGAUUUGUGUUGUACCCAUCCAGUGGGCCUGAGUGGGACUUGAAGGAUCAUAAUAAUAUGAUGUUCAUCACCAUGUGUUACUGCUGGCACCUGGCCUUCAGCAUGCUAAUUGUGAGCGUGCUCUACUGCACCAUCAACUGUGUGGUUCGCUCCAGGUUGAAGAGGACGCCUCCAAUGGAAAUGGGACUUCUGAAGCCCAGAGAGAGGGAGCCAGAGUCAGAGGACGAGAUUUUAUAAAUAUGUGCCUAACUCAACUCUUGUUCUCAUCCACAUUAUCUUACAAUGAAUUCAGGGAUAUCAUACGAGAAUUUCCAGUAUCAAAACUAUUGGGACAAGGGGCAAAGGAAAUUAACAGAAAAGGACUAGGGCAUGGUUUCUGGAUGUUUUUUUUUCUUCAAAUAUAUUGCUCUACCUCUGUCUUAUUUAAUCAAAUGUAAAUGUCCCUUUUAGCCAUACUUUCACUAUUCAUUGUUAUUUAUUAUAUUGUACUCUUACACUUUGCAUCAAAGAAGGUUGAAUCAGUUCCUCUGGAUACAGCGUUUAUUGAGAUACGUUUCAUCACUCAUCUAAGUGAACCGCAGGUAUCCCCACCGCUUAUAAAAAAUACAUUUGGAUAAUGACCGAAACUGUUUCAUAUGCAAAUAUGGGCGUGACCAUUAACUACAGCUACAAUGGCCAUGUGUACUGUUCACAGAGGAUUUGGGAAGGUUUGCAAGCACAGCAUUGUAAGAUAGCGACAGAUGUACUCUUAGCCCCCCCGGUUAAGGUAUGGUCAUUCCCUCUUAACAUAGAUGGCCUCUUUGUCGCCAUCUUACAAUGCUGUGAUUGCAAACAUUCCCAAAUCCUCUGUGAAUAGUACACAUGGCCACUGAAACUCUUGUUAAUAGUCACACCCAUAUUUGCAUAUGAAAGUGAUUGUUGGUUUUGGUCGUUAUGUCACUGUAUUGUUUAUAAGGGUGGGGAUACCUGCAGUCAGUUGACACUGAAGAUCAGAGAAGGUUGAAUCAGUUCAUCUGGAUACGUUUAUUGACAGAUACAUUUCAUCACUCAACUAAGUGACAUCUUCAGUCUAAACUGACUGCAGGUAUCCCCACCCCUUAUAAACAAUACAGUUCAGACUGAAGAUGUCACUUAAGUCAAGUCAAGUCAAUUUUAUUGGUAUAGCCCAAUAUUACAAAUUUGCCUCAGUGGGCUUAACAGCAACACAACAUCCUGUCCUUAGACCAGUCCUUAGACUCACUUAGUUGAGUGAUGAAACGUGUCUGUCAAUAAAUGUAUCCAGAUGAACUGAUUCAACCUUCUCUGAUUUUCUUACCUGGAUUACUGAGCAUGCGUCAAGCCAUUUAGACUGAAGUUGUCACUUAGAUGAGUGGUGAAAUGUAUCUGUCAAUAAAUGUAUCCAGAUGAACUGAUUCAACCUUCUUUGAUUUUCUUACCUGGACUAUUGAGCAUGCAUGAAGACAUUACACUUUGCAUAUUUCCUCCCAUAUAAUUUUUACUAUCAAAUGUUUGCACAUAUAUGAGCACAUAAAAUUUAAGGAUUAACUUGCAUGCAUUUCAUCCCACCUGCCAAACUAGCUUUGAUAGAUGGUUUAGUGUGGUGACUUUAAAUCAAUCAUCUGGUAACACCACUACCGCUGGUAUUCUUGUGUCAGGUGGUAAAUAUAUUCACCUGUGGUCAUCUAAUAGGGGGUUUUACACCUUGCACAACAGAUUAAUGUAAUUAACUACCUGGAAAAAUAGAAAACUAGCAGUGCUGUGGGUCCUCGAGGACUGGUUUGAAAACCAUUGGUUUAGCAUAAGAAAGUACUCGUAUCUUGUAGUGAAGACAUUGCAUUUAUUAUCUGGAAUUAUUAUUAUUAUUAUGGAUCUACUUGAAAUAAGUUGUUGAAAUUGUGAAUGACACCUCAUGCUUUUAAUUUCCUUUUCAAAUUUACAAUGCUGAGAGCAAAGUCCGCUAAUGGCCAAGUAAAGUCUGAAUGCGACAUACGUAAAUGUCUGAAUGCCUUUAAAAAUAUAAGAGAGAAUAUAUUGUAUUUUGAAGCCAUUAUAGAGUAUAAUCAGCAACCAAAGAGCAUUUCUUUUGUUUUUGGUUAUGUUGUUUCGGACAUUUUUGAUUUUUGUAUCAA